AUUACGCAUCUCUGUUGCCUAGAUCUACGUCGCCUCCGGCUCUGACUACCAAGUCCGACCCUACGGGGGGAAUACGAGGCUAGCGCGUGGGGUUGCAGAAUCCGAAGCCCGUCUUAUCACCGAAUCUGAAUCCCAGAACCCGAUAUGUCCGCCCGGCAAUACCAGGGUUGGCCAUAGAUUCAACUACUAUAUAUACAACGAGCCAUCGUCUGCGUCACAAUCAUCCAUCACCGACAACUACAGUCUCAUCAACCGACAAAAUGCUCAGGGUACUCUAUAACCAACUGUUCGUCACCCCCGCCCUCCCCUCCACCCCGACGCCCUUCAACCACCGCACCGUCAUCAUCACCGGCGCCAACACUGGCCUGGGUCUCGCGGCAGCACAUCAUAUCGCGACCGGUCCGGUCAGCAAGCUCAUCCUCGCAGUCCGCAAUACGGAAGCGGGUGCCGCUGCCCGCGACGCCCUCCUGAGCGCCCAUGCCCACCUCGACCCCCAAGCCAUCGAGGUAUGGCCCCUGGACCUCGCGUCUUACGACUCGGUGCGCGCCUUCGCCGCGCGCGCAACCUCCACUCUAGACCGCCUGGAUGUGGUCCUCUGCAACGCGGGUCUGGCUACGUACCAGUAUUCAACCGCCGAGGCCCAUGAACGCACCAUCACGGUGAAUGUGAUUUCCACCUUCUUGCUGGCAGUAUUAUUGUUGCCGAAGUUGCGGGCGACGGGGGAGUUGAGCAGGAAGCAGCCGGGACCACAAGAACCAGAACAACGGCCGGUUGUGUCCAUUGUCGCGAGCGAGGUUCAUGCCUUUGCGCGGUUUCCGGAGCGUCGAGCGCCAGAGGAGAAAGGCGUCGGAAUCUUUGAGGCACUCGAUGACCCGGACCAUUACUACGGGACAAUGGGGGAGCGGUAUCAUGCGUCGAAGCUGUUGGAUGUAUUGCUGGCACGGGCGCUGGCCGACCGGGUAGCCGGGGACCAGGUGGUGGUGAACUGUUUGAACCCCGGGCUCUGCCGGUCACAAUUGUCGCGCGAGAUGGAUACGGCCCUCGUCCGGGGGGUCUUGCACCUGUUGGGGCGGACGCUGGAGGUGGGAGGAAGAACGUUGGUAGCGGCAGCGGCGGCCGGGCGAGAGAGUCAUGGGCAGUACAUGUCGAAUGGGGAGCUGGCUCCGCAUGAAUUGUCGAGCUUUGUGACGAGUGACGAUGGCAGAAAGACGCAGCAGAGGGUGUGGGAGGAGUUGAGCCAGAUCUUGGAGAAGAUUCAACCGGGUGUGAUGCAGAAUGUGCGAUGAUGAAUCAAUGACUCAUGAAUGUAUGAAUAGGUUAGAUGUAUAGUAAUACCCCGUUCCACUCCAUGUUACCCAAUUUCCAAGAUUCUUGUUUCGCCAGUCGAUUCUAUUUCAGGUUGCGCCUGUAUCUGCGGUCGGGUUGUUGCUCCUUGGACAUCUGUCACUGAGAUCGUCAUGUAAGGCGAGCAGCAGGUCUGACUUUGCUCGAGUGACCCUGUAUAGGAGCGAGUAGAGGACGCCAGACUCGUGUCUCAAGCUCUUGGCCUUCCCGUCACAUCAGAUCCCCCAUGCCGAGCGCAGACGCGUCGCGUAGUCGGUUUAUUUCCU
This is a messenger RNA of Aspergillus ibericus CBS 121593, 1610 nucleotides long. Its product is annotated as short-chain dehydrogenase/reductase. Lineage: Eukaryota; Fungi; Ascomycota; Eurotiomycetes; Eurotiales; Aspergillaceae. The record is from RefSeq and is a predicted model, not a curated record. The transcript has a single exon. Bases 261 to 1286 code for a protein of 341 amino acids.